Messenger RNA from Diorhabda sublineata, 6938 nucleotides. RefSeq names its product monocarboxylate transporter 3-like. The transcript is spliced from 7 exons. Gene Ontology annotation, molecular function: monocarboxylic acid transmembrane transporter activity. Bases 304 to 2718 code for a protein of 804 amino acids. Lineage: Eukaryota; Metazoa; Arthropoda; Insecta; Coleoptera; Chrysomelidae. Gene Ontology annotation, biological process: transmembrane transport; monocarboxylic acid transport. The record is from RefSeq and is a predicted model, not a curated record.
GAUGAUUUUUGAUCGACUUGUCGGAGCACACACUCGUUCCCGAUGUGACGUCACAUAUCUAAUGAAUUUAUAUUUACAACUUCAAGGCGAGUAGCGACCGAACACAGUAACAACGAUUUAAUUUUCCAUCGUUUUCAACAGUAUCGCGGAUAUUAUCAUGGGUGGACUUGUUCGCGAUUCGUUAUUUUUUUGUGUCCUUAGUAACCCUUCUUAAGGGACCAUCUUGUAGUGGGUGACGUCACCGCGUGCGGUGUUACGAGAGCUUUUGUGUGUUUUGAAAAUAGUUUUUUGGAUUUUUGAAAAAUGAGUUCGUCAGCGGAAAAUAAAGUUACCAAUAGGAAGAUAAACAGGACCGACAGUGAAGUGGCAUGCGAAGAAGCUGCGCGCUUAACCGCCGAACAACAAGAAGAUGAUUACGAAGACGAAUAUUGUUAUUACCACGAUCUCCCUCCACCUCCGGAUGGAGGAUACGGUUGGGUUGUGGUGUUCGCUUCGUUUAUGUGUAACAUGGUCGUCGACGGAAUCGCCUACACUUUCGGUAUCUUCCUUUCCGACAUAGUAUUCUUCUACGGGGAAACCAAGGGAAGAACAGCUUGGGUGGGAUCUCUGUUAUCGGGAAUGUAUCUAAGCGCCGGUCCGUUGGUCAGUGCUCUAACCAAUAAAUUCGGUUGUAGGGCUGUUUGUAUAUCGGGUAGUAUAAUUUCUACGAUUGCUUUCGUUUUAUCUAUAUUCAGUCCUACGGUGAAUUGGUUGAUGUUGACUUACGGUUUCAUCGGUGGUAUCGGUUUCGGUUUGAUAUAUUUACCUGCGGUGGUUUGCGUCGGUUAUUACUUCGAAACUAAGAGGUCUCUAGCUACCGGGAUAGCUGUUUGCGGAUCUGGAGUCGGUACUUUUACUUUUGCACCUUUAGCUACUAUGCUAUUAGAGGAAUACGGUUGGAAAGGAGCUAAUUUGAUAUUAGCAGGACUAAUACUCAAUUGUAUCCUAUUCGGAGCUCUAAUGAGACCUUUAGAAUACCCCAAAGAUAGUGGGGAGAAACCGUUGUUACAAAGAAUGGCGGAAGAACGUAAAUUAGCGAUGGAGAGAGGUAGCAUUGGAGGAUCUUAUUUCAUGGUUCAACUUCCUGAUGGUUCGAUGGAGAAGAGGAUGAAACAGCCGAUUAAUAGGGACCCAGGGGUGCAUUCUAGUUUGGCGUUGGAUCAAUUAGCAGCCGGUAGUAAUAUGACGCCGAUUCCGACGGUUCCUACUUUACCGACUAUUGCCGAAGCUAAAGUAACCGAACAUAGCGGUAGUUCCGGUACGCCUAGUCCGAGGGAAAGUACUAACGAAAUUAAAGGGGUUAAAGUGAAAUUGGAAAGUCCUACGGCGGAACCAGCGCAGAUUACAAGGAUUAGAAGGGAUUCCGAUAAUAGUGAUGUACAGAGGAAUACGAAAAUAAUGCCUAGGAAUGCUAGUCAGCCCGCUUUUAGUACUCACGUUCAAGGUAUUCCGAAAAAUGGUUCGGUGCCUACUUUCGAUAGGAUGAGAAAAACGUCCUUCGGGGAAAAAUUCAAACCCACGUUAGUACCUAUUAAAUCUUCUUCCAGGAACGCGGUUAAUAGCUCCAAUGGUGAUAUGAGGAAGAAAAGGAACGAUUCCACUGGUUCUUUUAUCAGGAAUAACGCCAGCGAGGUCGACGUGGAAAGUUUAGCUUAUACAUCAAAAUUAUCAAUAAAUAGUAAAAGAGAACGACAAAUGGUUAGGCCUAUGUCUAGAAAGGACAUCUUCUAUUCCGGAUCAGUGCUCAAUUUACCAGAAUACAAAUCUCAAAAGUCUUUGACUAAUUACAGGCAGAGCAUUCUGAGCAUACCUCAAAUUAAAGGAGAUGAUGAUGGCACACCCGGAGACAUCUGCCCCUGUUUGGUACUACCUGACAGUUUUAAAUCUGCGCUUGCGCAGAUGUUAGAUACGAGCUUAUUGAAGAAUCCAGUUUUCGUACUCAUAGGAAUAUCGAAUUUAUUCGGAAUGGCCGGAUUGUAUAUACCAUUCGUAUAUCUAGUUGAAUGUGCAAAAUUAGAUGGCAUAGACGCUUCGAAAGCUUCGUUUUUGUUGUCGAUUAUCGGCAUAACGAACACUAUCGGUCGUCUGGUGUGCGGUUACAUCGCCGAUUUCCCGCAAGUCAACGCGCUUUUCGUUAAUAAUUGUUGUCUGAUUGUAUCUACGGUAUCUGUUGCUGUGGUACCGUUUUGUCACACUUACACCCUCUACGUCACUGUUUCCAUAUUUUUUGGGAUCGCCAUUUCCGGUUACAUUUCUCUAACGUCGAUCAUUUUGGUCGAUCUUCUCGGAUUGGAAAAAUUAACCAACGCUUUCGGCCUUCUGAUAUUAUUCCGAGGGGCUGCGGCCAUAGUGGGAUCACCACUAGCAGGUGCCUUAUAUGACGCAACUCAAACUUAUGCCGUACCUUUUUAUGUUGGAGGCGGACUUUUCGCUCUUUCCGCCAUCACAAGCUUCAUAGCCCCCUGUUUGAAGGGAUUCGUACCAUCGGACGAACCUUCGCCGGGUGAUGGAGACGCGCUUACGCCCAUCGACGAAGACGAGGAAGAGGAAGAGGACGACGAGCCUAUUACAAUGGGAGGCGGCGGUGGCGGAGGACAAAAAAAUAUUCCGAAAAUAACCGAAACCGCUUCGUCGUCGCCCGAAGAAAAAGAAAUACAAUUGAAGGAAUCUGUUUUAUAAAUAAGUUGAAAUUAGGUUACUUGAUGGAAUUUUUUCCCGGAAAAAUGUUUAUUAACGUUUUUUUAAACUGUGAUAAGAGGAACUGUACGCGUCUAACAUUUAUUCCAAAUAGUCGUUGGACGGCGGCAAUUUUUUUUGUUUUAUUUUAAAAUGAAAUGAAGAAAUCGUAAAUAUGCGUCUAUUUUGGGUGAUGAUGCGGUGAAUAAUAAAUAUUUUUCCAGGUUCUAACAAAUAUUGUGGAUGCCAUUUUUUUUUGUAAAAAAAAUAUUUAUAUAACCACUAGAUGGAGUUGUAAAAAUAUCCAACCAUCUGACGCUCAAAGUUAACAUGCCGAGAAAAAAACUUUUUAUGUACAAAGUGUUGAAAAAAAAUAUCCACCGGCUUCUUUGUGAUCGUAUUUUUCCAUCGAUCCUCGUAUAACACCGAUUUUGACUAUUCUCACUUCUUUUAAGUGUAAACUUUCUUCUGCAUUAUUUUUUUGUCGAUUAUCACGAAUUUUGAAAAUUUCCCACUUCUUUUAACAGUAUUUUUUAUUUCCUUCUUGUAUAAUAUCGAUUUUGUUUUUUUCCAACUUUUCUCACAUUAUUUUUUUAUUUCCCCUCGUAUAAUCCCCUUUUCUUACUGUCUUUCACAAUAUUUUUAGAAUUUUCCUUGAAUAAUACUCAUUUCGACUAUUUCUUACUUCCUUCCACAGUAUUUUUUAAUUCCUCCUCGUAUCAAAAGUUUUUUAUUCUCUAUUAUUUCCUUCCACAUUAUUUUUUGAUCUUUCCUCUUAUAACACCGAUUUUGAGCAUUUCUAAUUUCCUUCGACAUUAUUUUUGAUUUUUCCAACUUAAAAAACUUCUUUUCACAGAAUUUGUUGAUUAUUCCUCGUAUAAUGAAUACUUCUACUUCCAUUUCAACUAUUUCACUUCUUCAUUGUAUGAUCCUGAAUUUUACAUCUUCUAGCGUUCUUCCACUUCGUAUAACGUCCGUUUAUUUAUUUUUUCUUAUCAAUGUUUUCUUUGUACCUCGCAUAACACUGGUUUAGACUUUUUUUGAUGUCUAUCCACUUAUUAUUGAAUGUUUUUAUUCCUCCUGGUAAAAUAGUAAUUUUCAUAUCUUUAAACUUCUGAUAAUUCAAUUCGUUUUUUUAUCAACAAAUUUUUCUAAUGUACAUCGUCAUCUUCUUUUGACACAUAUUUAUUUUCUUUUUCACCUCUGUAUAUAUAAAAAUAUUUUCUACUUUCUCUAACACAUAAAUUACUCAUUUUAUUUUUUGAACAACUAGUUUUUUUUAAUUCUCCCUCGUAUAACAUUGAUUCUGUCUCCUUUUGACAUUCGCCCACUUAUACUGUCAUAAUAUUUUUUAAUUGCUCCUUGUAAAAUAGCAAUUUUUAUUACUUUUAUAUCCAUUCACUUAUUUCUUUUCUUUUUAUUCUCCCUCGUGUUAAACUGAAUUUGUUUUGUAUUUAUGUUUAUUCACUAAUUUUGUCAAAAUAUUUAUUGAUAAUUGCCAGUAAAAUAAUUAAUUUGAUUUCAUGUAACGUCUAUUAAUUCAUUAAUUCCUUUUUACUGAGGAAUUAUUUUGAAUUUAACUCUUAUAAUAAUGAUUUUGUCUUUUUUUGAAAAGCAUUUACUAAUUUUGUUUUCUUGUCGAAGUUUUUUUUUGAUUUCUCUCUCUUUUUAAGUGUACCUCGUAUAAUAUUAACUUUUUUAACGUUCAUCCAUUGAUUGUGUCAAACAGUUUUGAUUUGACGGUAAUCUACUGAUUUUCUUUUUUCAUCAAAAUAUUUUUUGGUUUCUCUUGGUAAAAUAGUGAUUUUAACGACCGAUUAUUUGAGUCUACCUUGUAUAACACUGUCUCUGUCUUAUUUUUACGUUCAUUCAUUGAUUUUGCCACAAUACUUUUUUAUUUCCUUUUAGUAAAAUAGUGAUUUGUAUUUGUUCUAACCCUUUUUUAUUCAAUUAAUUUUUUGUCUACUUAUUGUUUCUAAUUUACCUCGUAUAACAUGUAUUUUGUCUUUUUUUAAAGUUCAUCCACUGAUUUUCGUUUUUGUCAAAAAAUAUUUUUGUUUCUCUUUGUAAACUAGUGAUUUUCAUUUAUUACUACUUCCGCUCCCCUAUUUUAUCGACGCAUUUCUUUGAUUCUACCUCGUAUAAAAUUUGACGUCUAUCCCUCUAUUUUUUGAUUCUCACCUUUUUUUUCUUUCUUGCACCUCCUCAAUUCCUUUUUUCGAAACGUGUAUUCUUCCACGUAUAACAUUGACCAUUUCUAAUUCCAUUUCAAAUUAUUUUUCGAUUCCUCCACGUAUAUUAUCAAUUCCCACAAUUUUUACUCACUUAUCCGCAAUUAUAUUUAUACGAGGGUUAAUCUGAAGUUACUUAAUACAAUAUUACAUUCAAAAUGAUUUUUUUUCUCAAUCAAAUGUAGAAACUUGAUUACGAGGGUUGUAUGAAAAGCAAUUGGGUAUUUCGUUUAAUCUCAUGUUUUGGGUUAUUGAUUAAUUAAUAAUAGAAGUGUCAUGGCGUGUUAAUUUUUCGCAAUGGAUUAGAAUAAAAUAUACUGUACGUCUUUUUAUUGACGGUCCAAUUUUUUUUGUUGUCGCUUUAUAUUUUGUAAUUGUUUAUUAGGUACGUACGAUGUAAUUUCUUUUUUUUCUAGUGUGUGUGUGUGUGUGUGUAUGUGUGUUGAUAGAAUUUUAUGGACGAUUUUCAAUAUCGUUACCAAUUAUUAUUAUUUUUAAAUUAAUGUACAUUUUUUACAGGGCGUUCUAUAGAAGAAAUCCAUAUUAACGAGCAAGUAUUAUAUUUAAAUUUAGUUAUUUAGGUUUCAAUGUAGCUCUCGUUUUUCAUAACUUUCUUUUUACCACCCUGUAUACCAGAUAUUCGUGAUACGAGUAAUUCUACUCGUUUGAUCCACUGAAAUCUCGGGGUUUCUUUUAUUUUUAUCACUAAUUGAUAAUCCUGAAUCAUUUUAUAAUGAUUGAAAAUAAAUCAUUGGAAAAAUCUCAGGAAAGAAAAUUUUUUUUUGUAAUUUCACGUGAUUUUCGUAAGUUCCAUUCUGUAGUGAUAAUUUUUGAGUUUUCCAAACGGCAUUUGUUUUCAAAUCUUAGAUAUACAAAAAAUGAUUGAUUCAAUUUUAAUUUCGUUUUUCUUACUUUUUGUAUUACCCUAUAUUUAAAAAAUCGAUAGUAGGAUUCAAUUGAAGAUUUUCACGCAUUUGGUAUACAAAUUACCGAAUUUUAUCGAGUUUUACUUCUAGUCUUUUAUUUAGUAAUUUUCUCAAAUCAUUAAAAGUUGAUUGAAAAGAAAAAAUUUUGAAAAAACCCUUGAAAAAUAUGUUUUUCUUGUAUGUUCACAAGAUUUUCGCAGUUUUAAGAUGUAUGUCAAAAAUCGACAAAAAGAUUGUAAUCCCAUUUCCACGUAAUUUAAUAUACAAAAAUACCAAAUGUUCUCCCGAUUUUCCUCUAUUUUUUCAAUAAUUAUUUUUUUAACGUUUUAUUAUAAUGUUUCACCCUGUAUACUCAUAAUAGAUAAUAGGCUUCAAUUCAACAUCAACAAAAUAUCAAAAGUUUUUGCGUUUUUCUUCUAUUUUUCAAUUAUCAUUUUUUAAUAAUUUCAAAAAUAUGUAAAAAAGUCUUAUUACCACGUAUUACCACGCAUCUCAUAUAGAAAAAAUAGUUUUCUCACGUUUUUCUUUUAUUUUUGUCGUUAAAUAAUUUUUCUUUCAUAGUUUUAAAAUGAUUUUUGAAAAAAUCGAGAAAAACAGCCUUUGUCUUAUAAAUUUACGUGAUUUCAUAAAUUGAAUUUUUCAAUAAAAAUAUCUGGAGGAUUUCCAAACAAAAUCCAUUUUAAAAUAUUUCAAUAUACAAAAAAAAUUAUUCAAUAUAAAUCUUGUUUUUUUUUACCAUAUUUUAUACCAAAAAUACGAUUUAAUGGGUCAGUUUUAUAUUUAAUAUAUUAAACAACCAAUUUUUUUCUAAUUUUGUCACUAGUAAUUUUUUUAAAAAACCGUUUUAAGAAUAUUCGUAUUUUUUGAUGCACCAAUAAUUAUAUAAUUUUAUUGAUCAAAAAAACUGACUGGUAAAAAAUAUUUCCCUUUAUUAUUGAUUUAAUAAAUGAUUUGUGAUUAGUGAUACUUAGUAUUUUUGUGAAUAUUAGUCUGUAAAUUUUACGUAGGCCAUGUACAUUAAAAAAUAAUAGUAUUUAUGAAUGUAUAAAAAUAUUUCUUCGACAAU